UCCAUGCUUGUUGUCUCUUUGUGUUUUAAACAUUAACUCCUCUUACUUAAUCGUCUUUUUUUAUUUGUUGAUUGUUUAAUUACUUGGAAAUUUAAUUUAAUUAACUAUGGCUCCUCAAACUCAAGUUGCUAAAGGUGGUAAUCAAAAAAUGGGCCAAUUCAAGGACAAAAGUAAACCUGAUGACAUUCGUGAAUCAAAUAUUCAGGCAGCCAAAUCUGUUGCCGAUGCCAUUAGGACAAGUCUUGGUCCAAGAGGAAUGGAUAAAAUGAUUCAACAAGAUGAUGGUAAUGUUAUUAUCUCUAAUGAUGGUGCUACCAUUUUGAAACAGAUUCAAGUAAUUCAUCCGGCUGCUAAGAUGUUGGUUGAAUUAAGUAAAGCUCAAGAUGUUGAGGCUGGAGAUGGUACCACUAGUGUUGUUAUCAUUGCAGGUGCUCUUCUUGAUGCUGCUGCUAAACUAUUGGCAAAAGGUAUUCACCCAACAACAAUUAGUGACGCUUUUCUCGAAGCGGCAAACAAGUGUGUUGAAAUACUUGAGGGUAAAAUGAGUAUUCCCGUUGAUCUUAGUGAUACUGAUUCACUUUUAAGAGUUGCAUCUACUGCGCUUAAUAGUAAGGUGGUUUCACAAUAUUCGAGUUUAUUGGCUCCCAUGGCUGUGAAAUCUGUACUUAGAGUUAAAGAUAAUUGCAAGACGAACGAUGUUGAUCUUAAAGAUAUUAAGAUAAUCAAGCGACUUGGUGCUACUCUUGAAGAUACUGAGCUUAUUGAAGGGCUUUGUCUUGAUCAUAGGUUUUCCAAUGAUUUUGGAUCAAAGAAAAUUGAAAAGGCUAAAAUUGGUUUAGUCCAAUUUUGCAUCUCACCACCAAAGACCGAUAUGGAUAAUCAGGUUGUCGUCUCUGAUUAUACUCAAAUGGAUAGAAUUUUGAAAGAGGAGAGAAAUUAUAUUCUUAACAUUGUUAAACAAAUUAAGAAAUCUGGAUGCAAUGUACUUCUUAUCCAAAAAUCAAUCCUUCGUGAUGCUCUCAAUGAAAUGGCCAUUCAUUUCUUUUCGAAGGCUAAAAUUGCUAUCAUUCGAGAUAUUGAACGUGAAGAGAUUGAAUUUGUCAGUAAAGCUCUUGGCUGUCGUCCAAUCGCCAGUCUGGACCAUUUUGUGGCUUCUGCUUUGGCUACAGCUGAUUUGGUUGAAGAAAUUCCAAUGACCAAAGUAAUUCGAAUCAGUGGAAUCAAAAGCACUUCUGCUGGUAAAACUGUAAACAUUUUACUUCGAGCAUCAAACCGAAUGAUGUUGGAAGAAGCUGAAAGAUCUAUUCAUGAUGCCUUAUGUGUCAUUCGAUGUCUAGUUAAAAAACCCGCUCUACUUCCCGGUGGUGGAGCCCCAGAGAUUGAAUUAGCUCUUCAAUUGAGUCAAUUAAGCUCAUCACUUUCUGGAUUACGAGCUCACUGUUUCCAAGCUUUCGCUGAAGUGGAAGUCAUACCUUACACUUUAGCCGAAAACGCUGGUCUCAAUCCUCUCCAAACGGUUACUGAUCUUCGUCAACGUCAUUUCAAAGGAGAAAUAACUUUCGGUAUCAAUGUCCGAAAAGCAAUGGUCACUAAUAUUCUAGAUGAAAAUGUAUUACAACCACUUCUUGUAACCUCUUCAGCUAUUAAAUUAGCUGCUGAAACUGUCAGAUCAAUUCUUAAGAUCGAUGAUAUUGUUCACUCUGUGAGAUAAACUACUUGUUGAUUCAACAUCAUGAUAAAAUCGAUAACCAGCCCAAGAAAUAUAUUUAACUUAAUCUGGAUAAUGUUUGCUUUUUCAUCUUUUGCUCCAAUCUAACAAUUAUUCUGGCCUGGUAAUUGAUUAUUUUAUCAAUUGAAUUUAAUUAAAAAAAAAUGCUUUCAAAUCUCAAGUGGUUUGUGUAACUUUAAAUCCAUUAAAUCAAAGGAUUAAAAUACUUUUCAAUUGUGA
This is a messenger RNA of Panonychus citri (citrus red mite), 1948 nucleotides long. RefSeq names its product T-complex protein 1 subunit delta-like (gene CCT4). Gene Ontology annotation, biological process: protein folding. The record is from RefSeq and is a predicted model, not a curated record. Gene Ontology annotation, cellular component: chaperonin-containing T-complex. Gene Ontology annotation, molecular function: ATP hydrolysis activity; ATP-dependent protein folding chaperone; ATP binding. Lineage: Eukaryota; Metazoa; Arthropoda; Arachnida; Trombidiformes; Tetranychidae.